Ipomoea nil (Japanese morning glory) is the source of this 786-nucleotide messenger RNA. RefSeq lists its product as uncharacterized. The record is from RefSeq and is a predicted model, not a curated record. Lineage: Eukaryota; Viridiplantae; Streptophyta; Magnoliopsida; Solanales; Convolvulaceae. The transcript has a single exon. The coding region runs from base 1 to 786 and encodes 261 amino acids.
AUGUCUGAUUUACUUGGUCGGUUAGGCAUGAUUGACUGUAAACCUCUGGCUACACCAGCUGCAGUCACCAAGGCCGUUACUCUUUCUGACGAGUUGUUUGACAACCCUACACAAUACCGUCGUGUUGUGGGGGCUUUACAGUAUCUCACCAUUACUCGACCAGACUUGUCAUAUGCGGUAAACCGACUAUGUCAAUUCAUGCAUGCGCCAACAGUUGAUCAUUGGAGUCUGGUUAAGCGGGUACUACGUUACAUUAAAGGGACGAUACACUACGGGCUACGGUUAACACCAUCUUCUUCGACCACUAUACAUGCUUUUUCGGACUCCGACUGGGCCGGGUGUCCAAUAGAUAGGAAGAGCACGAGUGGGUUUGCAGUUUAUUUGGGGUCAAAUCUCAUUUCCUGGUUAUCAAAGAAGCAGCGUACCAUUGCCCGUUCGUCUACCGAGGCUGAGUAUAAGGCGCUGGCUGAUGUUUCUGCCGAAGUUACUUGGGUGGUUUCCUUGCUACGUGAACUUGGGUUACAUUCUGGUCAGCCAGCUACCUUGUGGUGUGAUAAUCUUGGGGCUACCUACCUCUGCGCUAAUCCGGUGUUCCAUGCACGCACAAAACAUGUGGAGAUUGACUACCAUUUUGUUCGAGAUAAGGUCGCCUCCGGAGAUUUCGUCGUCAACUAUGUUUCUACUGCAGAUCAGCUAGCAGACAUCCUCACCAAACCAUUACCUGCUCCUCGCUUUGCUACUCUACGGGACAAGCUAAAUGUUGUGUUGCACCAGCCAUUAGCUUGA